AUGUUCCGCUCCGUUCCCAUGGGCCCAGCGGACCCAGUCUUCAUCCUCAGCUCCAAAGUAAAAGCCGACAAAUCGCCCUCGAGAAUCGAUCUCGGCGUUGGCGUAUACCGGAAUAAGGAGGGUAAAUACAACGAGCUCGGCGUAAUGAAGCAGGCGAAGGAGAUUCUCACAAAGGCGGAACUAGGUCACGACUACGAAGUCACAACGGGAGAUGACGAAUUCGUCAACAACGCAUGCAAAGUCCUGUUCAGCGCAGAAUCCGAGCCUGUGAGGACCGGCCGCAUUGCGUCUGCUCAAGAUAUCUCGGGUACUGGAAGCAUUCAUCUUGCUGCUCUGUUUCUGAGCCGCGCCAGGGAGUUCAAAGGAAAGAAGGUCUACUUUUGA
Messenger RNA from Ascochyta rabiei, 384 nucleotides. RefSeq names its product Aspartate transaminase. Gene Ontology annotation, molecular function: L-aspartate:2-oxoglutarate transaminase activity. The transcript has a single exon. The record is from RefSeq and is a predicted model, not a curated record. NCBI's taxonomy places the organism in Eukaryota, Fungi, Ascomycota, Dothideomycetes, Pleosporales, Didymellaceae. Bases 1 to 384 code for a protein of 127 amino acids. Gene Ontology annotation, biological process: amino acid metabolic process.